This is a messenger RNA of Cucurbitaria berberidis CBS 394.84, 1978 nucleotides long. Its product is annotated as carbohydrate-binding module family 35 protein. The transcript has 3 exons. Gene Ontology annotation, molecular function: hydrolase activity, hydrolyzing O-glycosyl compounds. The record is from RefSeq and is a predicted model, not a curated record. Gene Ontology annotation, biological process: carbohydrate metabolic process. Bases 247 to 1881 code for a protein of 544 amino acids. NCBI's taxonomy places the organism in Eukaryota, Fungi, Ascomycota, Dothideomycetes, Pleosporales, Cucurbitariaceae.
ACCUUGCACCUACUAGAUACGAACUCACUACUUUAGUUCAGUCCGGCCAUUCAGAAUAAUACUGUCAAAAACAUCCUAGACUUCUUCGUACGGCUCUCAAUUUCUCCGUCGCCCGCAUCGUCACGUCUGGUCGCCUUCAGCUGCACAAUGACUCGAGACUAUCCAUAUAAGUCUCGCAAUGGCCUCGUGGUUGUUGCAACUACGAUAAUUAAAACCGAGCCUUGAACUGGCACACAAUACACUGAGAUGGCGGGUACGUUUCUCCUCGUAACGGCGCAUUUCGCGCUUCAAGCCGCAGCAAGAACUGUUCGAUCACCGACACCACCCAUGGGCUGGAAUUCGUACAACACCUGGAACUGCUCACCAUCGGAAGAGAAGAUCAAACAGAGCGCCCAAGGCCUUAUCAAACUUGGUCUUGAUAAAGUCGGUUACAAGUUUGUGACCGUGGAUUGCGGCUGGCCGUCGCGCGACCGAGAUGCUGAUGGAAAACUUCAAUGGAAUGCCACUCUCUUUCCUUCAGGCGGAAAGGCACUCGGCGACUUUAUUCACGGACUGGGGCUAGACUUCGGACUCUACUCUGGGGCUGGAUAUCUGCAGUGCGGAUCUACAGACUUGCCCGCUAGUUUGGGGUUCGAGCAGGUAGAUGCAAAGAGCUUCGCGGAAUGGGGUGGAGAUAGCCUGAAAUAUGACAACUGCUAUGCCACUUCAAAAACGACCAUGGUUGACUCCAGCUCUGCUGAGGCCCAGUCUCCAGCGCGUUUCCAGCACAUGGCCGCUGAGUUGGAAGCAGUUAACCGCGACAUUCAAUACUUUCUCUGCCAGUGGGGUAUUGGCACCAAUGUCGGCAAAUGGGCAGCGGGUAUCGCAAACUCGUGGAGAAUCAGCAACGACAUCUACAAUGGGUGGCGCAGCAUCUGGCGUAUCACGAACGAAGUCGUGCCGUACUUUAGACAUACAGCAAGAGGUGCUUUUGCAGAUAUGGAUAUGUUGACUGUUGGCCUCAAUGCACUAUCGGUUGAGGAAGAGCGUUUUCAUUUCGGCAUGUGGGCUAUCAAUAAGUCACCGCUCAUAAUUGGCGCAGCGCUUGAUCCAGGCCGCCUCAGCAAAUCCUCGCUUGACAUCUUGUCCAACAAAGAAGUAAUUGCAAUCAACCAAGAUUCUCUCGCUGAGCAAGCGCGCCUAGUCCGUCGCUACACCCAGGAGGAAUGGGACAUCUGGUUAGGCAAGCUCUCAGAAUCCAGGCAGGUAUUGGCUAUUGCCAACUGGAAGAACAACUCGCAGAGUGUGAAAAUUGACCUACCGUCCCUGGGUAUCGCAUCAGCCAACGCCCGCGAUGUUUGGGCCGCGAAGGACCUCGGCACUGUUUCUGGAUCGCAAAACAUCAACUUGGGUGGACACGAGUUGCGACUAUGGUUGCUUUCCAGCAUUACUACGGCCGCUCCUCUCAAGUCCACAUCAUACUAUGCCGCCGCGAAGGCGUCAGUUACGGGCUCAGCUCGAGUUGUCAAGUGCGCGACUGGUACAUGUCUGCCUAAUGGAAAUAAAAUUGGAAACAUUGACUCAAAAGGCGGCGUAACCUUUGCCAACGUGGAAACCAAGUCUGCCGGCAAGCGACUGGUCGGUAUCGACUUCAUCAACUACGACUAUGCAUUCACUACUGCUUGGGGAUGGGGGGACAAUACAAGGAAUAUGACAGUCGCGGUGAACGGCGGCAAAGCAAAGAGGUGGGCAUUCCCGCUCUCGGGAGGCAACUGGGAGGAGAGUGGACGUCUGGUAAUUGAAGCAGACGGAUUCGUUAAAGGUACGGGGAAUAGCGUGGUAUUCGGAGGGUUUGAACAAGGCUUUGCACCGGAUCUAGUAGGCUUUGAGGUUCUGGAGUGAAAAACGCUCCACAAGAACUUGGGCCUUGAUAUGUCCGCGUUAGACUAGCAGUGUUACUCUUACGUCAAGGGAGUGCUCAAAGGACAAUAAUCAGGGC